ACGAGAAUGGCUCUCUCCAUCUGCGCUGCCUUCGCCACCGGCGCAGCUGCGCUGUCGCCGGCAGCGCUGCCUGCGCCGGCCGCCGGCCGCGCGGCGGUCUGCAUGCAGGGCGGCGGGGCGGCGGCGGGGAUAGGCGGCAGCGGCGGCCCGGGCCUGCAGUGGGGCGGCGUGGAAAACGAUCCCAACUUCAAAACAGCAAAGCUCUCCGACAAGCUCAAGGAGGCUGACAUUGAGCGGAGGCUGGAGAGCGAGGCGAUCGCGGCGCGGGAGGAGGCGGUGCAGCGCGCUCGCGAGGAGCGCGCGCGCAAGGUGGCGCUGCUGACGCAGAUCCCCGACGACGUCAAGGCUGGCACCGUCGACGACUUCAUGUACAAGGAGGGCGUCAAGGACAUCCUCGAGAAGCUCGACUACGACCUGAUCGGGCUGACGCCGGUCAAGCAGCGCGUGCGCGAGAUCGCGUCGCUGCUGGUUGUGGACAAGAUGCGGCUCAAGCUGGGGCUCGAGACGUCGGUCCCGUCGCUGCACAUGGGCUUCACCGGCGCGCCCGGCACCGGCAAGACGACGGUCGCGCUGCGCAUGGGCCAGAUCCUGCAGCGGAUGGGCUACUGCCGCACGGGGCACGUGGUCGUCGCGACGCGCGACGACCUGGUGGGGCAGUACGUGGGCCACACGGCGCCAAAGACCAAGGAGAUGGUCAAAAAGGCGAUGGGCGGCAUUCUGCUCGUCGACGAGGCGUACUACCUGUACAACGCCGCCAACGACCGCGACUACGGGCAAGAGUCGGUCGAGUGUAGGCAAGAGUCGAUCGAGAUUUUGCUCAACGUGAUGGAGAACAACAAGGAGGACCUCAUCGUCGUCCUCGCCGGGUACAAGGACAAGAUGGACAAGCUACCUCCGGCGCGUGCCUGCUCUGCCCUCGCAGGCAUGGCCUCGCGCAUCGGCAACCACAUCGAGUUCCCAGACUACGAGGACGACGAGCUCGUCGAGAUUGGAAAGGUGUCGCCCGGAGCCGCCGAGAGCGCGGAGCCGGCGCUCAAGGACUACCUCUCCAAGCGCAAGCGCAUGCCCUUCUUUGCCAACGCGCGCACGGUGCGCAACGCGAUCGACCUCGCGCGCAUGGGCUCCGCCAUCCGCGUCUUCAACGAGAAGAUGUCUCCCUCGUCCAACGGGAUGGUGUCGGAGGACGAGCUGAUGACAAUCAUGCCCGACGACUUCCCCGCGCCCGAGGACGGGCUCACCGGCAUCGAGGACUAGCCCGCGGGCGCUCGCCCAGGCGGCGCGGGAGGGGCGCCCGGGCGAGGGGGCCGCGCGUGUCGCGCAAUGCCGCAGUCCGGCGCCGGCACGGUCGGCGAGGGCGUGCGCGCUGCUCGUUCCGCCGGCCGGGCCACGGCGUCGCUCGGGCUCGUGGAGAGCAGCGUGGCGGCGGCCGGCGGCCUGUGCAGGCGGGCCCUCCUCUCGCUCGGCAGCGCUCCUUUCGUGCGUCGUGGGUGACACCUUGCAGCAGCUGUGAACGUUUGUGACUUUUUUUGUGUUGUGGGCACAACGCACGGCGACGCCGCGGAGGCAGGUGAGACGAGUCGUGGGUCGGGACUACGGACUUCGACUUUGGUAAGACUUUGCUUUGUUU
This is a messenger RNA of Emiliania huxleyi CCMP1516, 1627 nucleotides long. RefSeq lists its product as hypothetical. Lineage: Eukaryota; Haptophyta; Isochrysidales; Noelaerhabdaceae. Gene Ontology annotation, molecular function: ATP hydrolysis activity; ATP binding. The record is from RefSeq and is a predicted model, not a curated record. The transcript has 11 exons. The coding region runs from base 7 to 1254 and encodes 415 amino acids.